Messenger RNA from Oncorhynchus nerka (sockeye salmon), 9982 nucleotides. RefSeq names its product neuronal PAS domain protein 2 (gene npas2). NCBI's taxonomy places the organism in Eukaryota, Metazoa, Chordata, Actinopteri, Salmoniformes, Salmonidae. Gene Ontology annotation, cellular component: cytoplasm; nucleus; CLOCK-BMAL transcription complex. Gene Ontology annotation, biological process: circadian regulation of gene expression; regulation of transcription by RNA polymerase II. The coding region runs from base 437 to 3061 and encodes 874 amino acids. Gene Ontology annotation, molecular function: DNA-binding transcription factor activity, RNA polymerase II-specific; RNA polymerase II cis-regulatory region sequence-specific DNA binding; protein dimerization activity. The record is from RefSeq and is a predicted model, not a curated record. The transcript is spliced from 22 exons.
UGAGUGGUAGAGGAAAACAGAUAGAGCAUAGACCUGAAAACGAUUACUCCCGAAAUCUUGUACAGUGUAUGUACCGAAUAGGGAUUGUUACAUGAAUCGGAUUUCGAAUAAUACUUAGGCAGCGUAUGAAUGCAAUAAUUGAUGGUCUUUUCGCGAUGCGUUUGUGGUGAGUCAAGCUUAGGAUAGUCUACUUGGCUCAGUGAAUUGCACAGUAGGCUAUGUGGGAAAAUGAGUACCGACAAAAGUAAAGUAUGGAUCUUUAUGUCAACUAAAGUCUUGUUUUCAAGGUUUUUGUAUUUCUGUGGCGGACUCCAGGAGGAGGAGGUGGGCAGCAGCAGCAGGUGAUCACUAGAUUUGUCCUGGGAGUUUCAGUGCAGCUAGCGCGAAUGGGAUACAUCAGACUUCAGAUAGGGCCUGGCUGGGAGAGGGAGUAAGUAUGGACAACCUUUCCGACUUUGGGUCCCUAUGUCCGUCUAGCCGAAGGGAAUGGGACACCAGCAGCUGUGUGGACGAUUUGAUGGAUGAAGAUGAGAAAGACAGGGCAAAAAGGGCAUCUCGUAACAAAUCGGAAAAGAAAAGAAGAGACCAAUUCAAUGUGCUCAUCAAGGAGCUGUGCACCAUGCUGCAGGGCCAAGGUCAUCCGCGCAAGAUGGACAAGUCCACCAUACUGCAGAGAACGAUCAACUUCCUGCACACACAGAAAGAAAUCACAGCACAGACCGAGUCGUGUGAGAUCCGGCAGGACUGGAAGCCUUCGUUCCUCAGUAAUGAGGAGUUCACCCAGUUGAUGCUGGAGGCUUUAGACGGUUUCCUCAUAGCACUAACUACAGAUGGAAACAUUAUAUAUGUGUCCGACAGCGUGUCUUCACUCAUUGCCCAUUUACCGUCAGAUAUGGUGGACCAAAAUAUCUUGAACUUUCUCCCUGAGCGUGAGCAUGGGGAGGUCUAUAAGCUGCUAUCAUCCCACAUGCUGAUGACUGACCCCAUCUCUGCUGACAGUAAGACACACAUUGAGUUCUGCUGUCAUUUAGCCAGAGGAAACAUCGACCCAAAGGAACCCCCUACAUAUGAGUACGUGAAAUUUGUAGGAGAUUUCAAGUUUCAUAACAAUGUGCCUACUUCCUCUUGUAACGGGUUUGAGUUGACAUUACCAAGAACCCUGCAGUCAUCACUGGAAGAGCAGGUCUGCCUUGUUGCCACUGUACGAUUAGUCACUCCGCAGUUUUUAAAGGAUUUGUGUAAUGUGGAAGAUCCCUGUGAUGAAUUCACAUCCAGACACAGCCUUGAAUGGAAGUUCCUGUUCUUAGAUCACAGAGCUUCACCAAUCAUCGGCUACUUGCCCUUUGAGGUUCUUGGGACUUCUGGCUAUGAUUACUAUCAUGUGGAUGACUUGCAGCUUAUAGCGCGGUGUCAUAAGCAAUUAAUGCAGUUUGGGAAGGGUAAAUCCUGCUACUAUCGGUUUCUGACCAAGGGGCAGCAGUGGAUCUGGCUCCAGACACACUACUACAUUACAUACCACCAGUGGAACUCCAAGCCAGAGUUCAUAGUGUGCACUCACACAGUCGUCAGUUACGCGGAGGUGAGAGCGGAGAGGAGGAGAGAGUUUGGCUUGGAGGAGACGUCACCUGAGAUGGCCACUUCGUCCUCCAUAAAGGCUCAGGAGGUGUACCUGGACAUCUGUCCCAAUCUGGACCCUCCCGGACAGGACAGGAUGAGCGGGGCAUGCUCAGUGUCCUCCCACAGCUCCCGGAAAUCCUCCCACACAGCCCUGUCCGACUCGGCAUCCAACACGUCCUUGCGGUUCACAGACGCUUGCACACCAUCACGACAGUCUGCAUCAGUCGCGGGGACAGAGAAGAAUUUGGCCAGACUCGUACCCAGUAGUGCAAAGACUUUGGUACAGAGGCAAAACUCUUUUGACCUCCUUCCCCAACUGAGCCUACCCCCUUCUCCUACCUGCAGCCAGCACUCCGUAAUGCAACAACAACAGCAGCAGCAGCAGUCCAUGUACCAACAGCAGCCCCAAGAGCCUCAGCUAGGUGUGAUGAACCAGCUCAAGGAGCAGCUGGAGGAGAGGACACGCAUCCUGCAGAUGGACAUCAAGACUCAGCAGCAGGAGCUGCAUGACAUCAAGGAGAAGCUUCAGCUAGCUAACCUCCAGAUGUUGUUACAGCAACCCAUCCACGGUGACUUUGGCCAGGUCCAACAGCAGCAGCCUCAGCAGCAGGGUCCAGGGAGGCCGGUCCAGCAGCAUCAGCCCCAGUCUAGGGUGAUCAGGCAGGCCUCGGCCCACUCCAAACAGCCUCUCCAUGGAGCCCACGACUCGUCCCCUCACUCUCUCCUCAGAGAGCACAGCACACCCUCCCCUCAGGUGCAGCAGAGAUUGAUAAGGAAUGCAGGCGGGCAGAUGCAGGCAGUCAGUCUCCCGGUGCACACCCACACCAGCCUGACCAUGCCCUUUUACAGCAACCCCAUGAUGUUCUCUCAGCAGAUGAACACACAGCCACUGCAGGACGCAAACCAAAGACACUCAGACACCGAGUUCAGUCAAGAGGGACAGUUACGCAUGCUGCUCAACCAGCCAAUGCAUACCCUCUUACCUGAUAGCAGUAUGAGCUCCCAGACUUCCCAGUGCAACACAGCCAUCCAGCAAACCAAAUACACCCUGGAGCAGCAGAUGAUGACCCCGUCGUUCCCCAUGCAGCAGGUGAACUGCAAUGCUGUCCUGGUCCCCUCCCCUGUAUUCACGUCCCCCAUCAUGAUCCCUCACAACAGCUUUAUCACGCACCAGGCCCAGCCCACCUACCACCCUCAGCAGCAGGCCAACCAUCACUCUCUACAGCUGCAGCAGCCCCAGCAGUUCUUUCAGAUGCAGCCCCAAGGACUCUUACACAGUGGACCCACUCAGGCGUUCUUCCACGCCACUAAUAUCCCACAGCAAGGUACUGUGGGUUAUAUUCAACCGCAGCAGCAGCAACCACAACAACAGCAGCAACAACACCACCAUUCCCAAAACCAGACUGGCAACCUUUCAGACUUCCGAAAUAUGCUCACUCGGUAGCACCGAAGACUCAAACAGAGUUGUUAGUUAUCCCCUGAAAUGUAUUGUCACAGGUUCAGUGGCAGAAUUAUAUGGGAUGCAUAGAAGAGACAGAGGCUAUUUGGCGCCAUGCUGUGCAGUGUUAUUCGCUGUUUAAGAAGCCAAAGUGGCUUUGUUUUCACAGCAAAAAAAAAAAAAUGAAAAUAUGCCUGUGGUGACCUUACUUCUGAUAAGGAGCCACCCUUUUCAGACAAAGCCGUUUUUGUACCCCAUGCUGGGGUGAACCACAGUCAGAGGCUGCUUGGACCGGUGGCGGCCCCCAAUGUGACAGCUCUCCCAGAAAUGAAAAAGGAGUCAGUGUGCUGAAGGCUUGUGCUUCAGUGCACCACCAGCCUCUCUGUCCCACUCCACAAAGCUAUUUCAUCAUGACACUGCUGGAUGGAGAAAACUAUGAAAGUAAUCAUAAGGAAAACAGUUAUGCAGAUAUGUUUUCAAAAAUAAAAUAGGUUAUUGUUAGGUGAGUCUAGUUGUGCACUGACUGCACUUGUUCAUAGCAUCUGUCCUGAUGUUCAGAGAGUAAACACAAGCAGUGAACAUUUACUUCUUCAAAGUUGCAUCUUCAUUUCACAUGAAAAACACUUUGUGUCUGUGAGUUAUGGUUUUGUUGUGCAGUUGUUGCAUACUUUUUUGUUAUGAAACAGCAGUUUUACAAACCUAUAAAACAACAAUAUUUUCCCCAGAAGGAAAUGUAAAGGGUUCAUUUUGAUGUUGGACAUCAGUUGUUAUUUCAUCACACAUUCAAAUCAGUCAUCCUAGAUACAGUGCAUUCGGACCACUUCCCUUUUUCCACAUUUUGUUACGUUACAGCUUUAUUCUAAAAUGAAUUAUAUCUAUUUUUUCCUCAUCAAUCUACACAAAAUACCCCAUAAUGACAUAGCAAAAACUGGUUUUUAGACAUUUUACAAAUUUAUAUAAAAAAAUAAAAGGAAAUGUCACAUUUACAUAAGUAUUCAGACCCUUUAAUCAGUACUUUGUUGAAGCACCUUUGGCAGCGAUUACAGCCUCGAGUCUUCUUGGGUAUGACGCUACAAGCUUGGCACACAUGUAUUUGAGGAGUUUCUCCCAUUCUUCUCUGCAGAUCCUCUUAAGCUCUGUCAGGUUGGAUGAGGAGCGUCGCUGCACAGCUAUUUUCAGGUCUCUCCAGAGAUGUUCGAUCGGGUUCAAGUUUGGGCUCUGGCUGGGCCAUUCAAGGACAUUCAGAGACUUGUCCCGAAGCCACUCCUGCGUUGUCUUGGCUGUGUGCUUAGGAUCGUUGUCCUGUUGGAAGGUGAAUCCUUGGCCCCAGUCUGAGGUCCUGAGCAUUCUGGAGCAGGUUUUCAUCAAUAAUCUCUCUGUACUUUGCUCAGUUCAUCUUUCCCUCGUUCUUGAAUAUUGUCCCAGUCCCUGUCGGAUGCUGCCACCACCAUGCUUCACCAUAGGGAUGGUGCCAGGCUUCCUCCAGAUGUAAUGCUUGGCUUUAAGGCCAAAGAGUUCAAUCUUGGUUUCAUCAGUCUAGAGAAUCUUGUUUCUCAUCGUCUGAGAUUCUUUAGGUGCCUUUUGGCAAACUCCAAAGAGGGCUGUCAUAUGCCUUUUACUGAGGAGUGGAUUCCAUCUGGCCACUCUACCAUAAAGGCCUGAUUGGUGGAGGGCUACAGAGAUGGCUGUCCUUCUGGAAGGUUAUCCCAUCUAGACAGAGGAACUCUGGAGCUCUCUCAGAGUUACCAUUGGGUUCUUGGUCACCUCCCUGACCAAGGCCCUUCUACCCCGAUUGCUCAGUUUGGCCAGGUGGCCAGCACUAGGAAGAGUCUUGGUGGUUCCAAACUUCUUCCAUUUAAGAAUGAUGGAGGUCACUGUGUUCUUGGGGACCUUCAAUGCUGCAGACAAUUUUUGGUACCCUUCCCCAGAUCUUUGUCUCGACAUAAUCCUGUUUCGGAGCUCUACGGACAAUUCCUUCAACCUCAUGGCUUUUUUUUUGCUCUGACAUGCACUGUCAACUGUGAGACCUUAUAUAGACAGGUGUGUGCCUUUGCAAAUCAUGUCCAAUCAAUUGAAUUUACCAUAGGUGGACUCCAAUCUAGGUUGUAGAAACAGCUCAAGGGUGAUCAAUGGAAACGGGAUGCACCUCAGCAAAGGGUCUGAAUAUUUAUGUAAAUAAGGUAUUUCAGUUUUUUUAAUAUAAAUUUGCAAACAUUUCUAAAAACCUGUUUUCGCUAUGUUAUUAUGAGGUAUUGUGUGUAGAUUGAUGAGGAAUUCAUUGUUAUUUAAUGCAUUUUAGAAUAAGGCUAUAACGUAAUAAAUGUGGAGAAGGUCAAGGGGUCUGAAUACUUUCCGAAUGCACUGUAUACUGUAAUUGAUAUCAUUAUUAAACACUAUAGUAUUGUCACCACCCAACACUAUUAGUCCAUGUUUGAAAAAAUAUAUUGUUUAAAUGACUGACAAAGCAUCUGGAAACCUAUCCUCAUACAAGUAUAACCCUAUUAUGUUCACUAUAGAAUCAAAUAUUUUGACAUUUAAUUUUCUAAAACUAAAGAAAAGUACCAAUUACUAAUGCCAACAUUUUCAUUAAAUAAUUCGUAAAAAUCAGGCUUCAUAUUUUAUUAUUCACACUUUAAUGGACGGAGCAAACCUUAUUAGUAGACUACCAUAGCAUGUUUGUUAAUUUACCAUAUAUUACAAAACAAGUGUAAGCAGGCAGCCAUUAUUGUUAUGUCUUGCUGUUCUACUGUGUGCAUUUUUAUUGGGGAAUUUAAAUAUAAAACAAUACCCACUGGGCACACCACGUCAUUUUAAUAUGGAAAUGUGGGUCAUAUUUGGUUGAGACGUUGAUCAAUGAGAUUUCAACAUUUAUUCACCAACUCAAAAAGACAACCAGAAGUUUGUUGAAUUCCCAAUGUGUUGUCACUAUGCUUUCAACCAUCUAAAAGCACAACCAAAUUCCAAUGGAAAAACAAUGCCUGAUUUUUGGUUCAGUUGUCGUCUAAAUGUGUUAUCACUGCGAUUUCAACCAUUUAAAAGCACAACAAAGUUCAAAUGGGAAUAGAAUGUCAGAUAUGUUGUAUUUAUACAACAACUUAAUGUGUUAUCACUGUGCUUCAUCUCAUAGCACAACCCAAUGACCUGGAUUGCAGUUUAGGUUACAUUUAAAAGUACAUAGUGAAAGUGAUCAAUUCUGUUCAAGAUUCUGCACAGAUUAUUAUAGCAAUCUCUACAGACCUGUGACCUUUGCAUGCUAUUUUGAACAAGCCCGCUUUCUAUGAUUACAUAAGACAUUUAGAGUUACAGUAGGCUAAUUUCAAAAUGUGGCCAUGGAUGCAUUACUCAUUUAGGCUGAAUAAAUACUCUUACAUUAGUUUGUAAAAUAGCCUUAACUUUAGGCUAUUUACUGUAUCACAAAAGUAAUAUUGAAUUGUGUUUGGUGGACAACAACCAAAUAUCAACAUUUAAAGGAUAUCUAACGCUUGGAUGGUUUCAUCUGAGCCACUGGCUUAAUCCUAUUCUUUAACUUUUAUUUUUGGUUAAGUUGGAGACGUCAAUCCAACAUAUAAUUUGUUAAAUUGUCGACAAAUUAAUAGGCCAUUUACUCUAUUGCAAAAGUGGUGCCACUGACUUAGUCUGGCUUCAAAUCCAGUAUGUCUACAAAUGAAUAAUGAAUAUGUUGGAUUCACAUCUCCAUCUCAACCAAGACGCAAAGUUAAAGAAUAUACUAAAUCAAAUCAGACUGUAUUUUAGGUGCAUUUAAAGUUUUUGAUUCGAUUUAGUCCCAUUCCUUAACUUACAUUUUUGGUUGAGAUGGAGACGUGAAUCCAACAUAUUAAUGAUUAACAUGAAGAUGACAUUUGAAAUCAACCAAGCUUUAAACCCUAGGCCUAUAUGUAUUGUCUAUAUUUAGUUGAACUCUGGGUUGAAUUGAAACAAUAGCUGUUGAUGACUUUUUAAAUGCUAUAUAUGCCUGACUAGUAUCAUUGAUGAUAUACUGUAUGACUUAUAAAGUAUGGUUACAUUUCAUUUGAUCUGUUAAACCUACCCAUUGGAAUGACUUCAAUAGCAACAGUGAAUAUAUUGAGUUAUUAAGAGGUCUCAAUAAUCAUUCUCACGAUAGCACAUUGGUAGUAGUCAGUGACAAAUAUUAAAGCUGGGCUUGGUUAAAACCCUGCAUGGAAGACCAAAUGAAAAGCUGUACUGUAGAUGGAGCAACUCUCCAGUAGGAGUUGCUGCCCAGCCUAUGUUUUUUUACAUUUUUUAUAGUGGAUAUAACGUUGGAGAUCUGAUGUUGUGUCAAGGGUACAUGUUUGGCAUUUUAUACAAGGUUUCUAUGUUGAAAAUUGCUUAAAUUGCUGACAUAAUCCUGUGGUUGGAAUUUCAGCCUCUGAACAACAGUUUGAUGACUUUUUUCCACAUCACAAUACAUCGACAAAUUACAUUGAAACAACGUUGAUUCAACCCGUUUGUGCCCAGUGGGUAGGGUCCUAAUGCAUUAAAUGGCUCACAACCAUAAACUACUAACCAAGGACUAUUUUACUUAUUGUUUUGUAUCAAAUGUAACAGAUGCUGCAAUGAUUAAGAAGAUGUCACUAAUAUAUUGUAAUUGUCAUACAUUGAUUAUGUAUGCUUUCGUAACGCAACUUUCUUCUCAGGUUAUUUGUGGAAAUAACCACAAAUUAUUAAUAAUCACACAUUUAUUCUCAGUAUUACAUUAACAACGUGUCAUCAUUUUCUGGUUACAUAGUUUAUAUUUGCUAGUCGGUUAAUAUAUAUAUAUUUUUUUGGUAGGAGGGAGUCUAUUAGUGGAUUUAUUAUUAUGUCCAUACACUCUGGUGAUUUCAGGACAACUGUGUAAUAACAAAAUACUAACCAGAGAUAAAUUACCUGCUAAUGUAAAUGACAAUCAAAUAAUACUACAUAUUUCUUAUUAUUUUUCUUUAAAGUUACAUUAGCUAAAUAACUACAUCAUUAGGUAUCUGAUUUGAGUUCCCCCACGUUCAUUAGAUAUUGUAAUAUUUGAAUGGGAAAGUCCUUCCGUGAAACAUCCGUCAAACAAACAGACCUACUGUAUGUAUGCCUCAAAAUUCCUUUACUCUCCAUGAGUAAGUCAAUAGCUAUGACAAAAUGUAACACCAUAUUGGAAUUCUAAUCAAACUAAAUGUGCCCUUUGACAUGAAGUGAAGGUUGAAAUGCAUUGUGGAGUAAUAAGAAUCUUUAAUUGUACAAUGUUUAUGACAAUCCUAGCAAUCUGCUGUGUACAUUGAGUCACUGUCACUUCAUCUGUUACAGUCACUCUCAUGAAGACUGGUGCUGUUCAUUUAGGUUGAAGAGAUGCUUAAAGAAAGUUGUAGAAUGCUUCGAGUAUGUGCUGGUUUACCCUUUUACUAUGUGCAAUGUCAAUUUAGAAAAUAAAUGUUUCUAGGCAGGUAUGUACUCAUGUAAAAUAGAGAUAUAGUUGUACACUAUAAACCAAUGUACUAUGUGAAUGAAAUGGAAAUAUUUUUGUAUUAAAAUAUCAUUAACAUUCCUUCAACCAUAAAUAUAAGCAGUAUCUUUACUGAGGUAUAGCUUGUAUCUGCUGAAGACUUUGUUAGAAUGACUAAUCCACACUAAAGACGAGAAUGAUGCUGGCAUGAGGGAAAAGGGAGCCAUUCUAUUUUUCAGUAGAACUUGUGUUGGCCUCUUGCUGGGGUCAGCCCAACGUAAACAUUGUUUUCAGUGAUAUGAGCAACACAUUGUUUCAACAUCAUUACUGUGUCCGUUUGUUAUUACUCUAAAGACACAACAUUGACUCUAUUCAAGCCCUACAUGCAGAUUUGUUUAGACAACUGUCCUGUUAAUGCUGCAUCAAUUUAAAAUACUGUUUGUUGAUUGUCAGCUAAAUGACUCCCUUGGUUGGCCUCCACUCAACCUUAUCAUUAAAAAAAAACUGUUGUUGGUUCAGUGUGCUCAAUGUCCAAUCAUAAGGUAAACUGCCUUUUGAUGCUGGUUGAAGGAACAUGUAGUGUAUGUUUAAUUAUCAAGCUCAUAGAAUAACAGUAAACCAUGUUCUCACAAGUGUCCAGUGUACUCUCUAGCUAACCAUCGUACGUAAAGAAUUUGCAUUAGUUGCCCCCAUUUCAAACCAGAGGCAGUUAUUCAUUUCCAUUAACCCAGUGCCACAGAUGAUUUCCUACAUUUAAGGUCAUGCUGAGAGCCGUUGUGUGUUUGCUGUGUAUUGCUUCAGUUUAUACAAAUGUUCAUGUUUAUUGGUAUGUGUGUUUCUUCAUUGUGAUUGCUGCGCUAGAUCAAAUGGUACUGGCUCUUUCUAUGAUUCUCUUUAAUCUGUCUCCCCCAGCAGUAGAUUAUGCACUUUUUGUUUCACUGUUUCAGACUAUAUUUUUAUGUUCAUGAAUUCUUCAUCAAGUGUCAUUCUUUUUUUAAAGGCAUGAUGUUACUUUGACUUUUGCAUUAGUGACCUUUAGAGUGGACUGUGCAUCCUUGCAGUAUAUGGGGUGGAGGGUCAAUCAAUGCAUACUGUAAAACAUUUGCCAGGAAAAAGUAAGACAAACAAAAACAGAACCUGUUACAUAUUAGCCAUUGCAUUGCAGAAAACUAAUUGAGAAUAUUGUAUUAUAGAAUGUACAAAACAUGUUGAGAUUAUAUAGUUCUUUAUUUUAUGAGAUGUCAAAUAGAUUGAAUAUAUGUUACAUGAUUUUAAAGUAAAACAAACAGAAGUAUUUUGUAACAGAUUAUUGAAGUGGCUUAUUUGGGGAGGUGAGGUUAUUAUUUUCUUCAGUUCAGCAAGUUGGUGUUAUGGUGUUUCACAGUCUAUUGUAUGGCUUGUUUUUUUCUGUCUGUAUAUACCAUCAAAAAUAAGCUUUAACAUAUUGUUAAUAUUGUUUUAAAAUAAAUUAAUAAAAAGUUUACAUUCUGAAACAG